AUGGUGUUGUUCCGUCUGAUUAACCCGGCUCCCUUGACGGACAAAGUGCAGUCCCGCCAGGGGAACAUAUAUCUGUACAGGGCCAUGUGGCUAAUUGGCUGGAUUCCGCCCAAGGAGGGAGUCCUGCGAUACGUCUACCUCUUCUGGACCUGUGUGCCCUUCGCCUUUGGGGUGUUCUACCUGCCCGUGGGCUUCAUCAUCAGCUACGUGCAGGAGUUCAAGAACUUCACCCCCGGCGAGUUCCUCACCUCGUUGCAGGUGUGCAUUAAUGUCUACGGGGCCUCGGUGAAGUCCACCAUUACGUAUUUGUUCCUCUGGAGACUGAGGAAAACGGAGAUGCUAUUGGACCACCUGGACAAGAGGCUGGAGAACGACAGCGACCGCGAAAGGAUCCACAACAUGGUGGCCCGCUGCAACUAUGCCUUUCUGAUCUACAGCUUCAUAUACUGUGGCUAUGCGGGAUCCACUUUCUUGUCGUAUGCCUUGAGUGGUCGUCCUCCCUGGUCCGUCUACAAUCCCUUCCUGGACUGGCGCGAUGGCCUGGGCAGCCUGUGGAUCCAGGCGAUCUUCGAGUACAUCACCAUGUCCUUUGCCGUGCUGCAGGAUCAGCUGUCCGAUACGUAUCCCCUGAUGUUCACCAUCAUGUUUCGGGCCCACAUGGAGGUGCUCAAGGAUCAUGUGCGCAAUCUGCGAACGAAUCCCGAGCGAAGUGAGGCUGAUAACUACCAGGAUCUGGUGAACUGCGUUAUGGAUCACAAGACCAUCUUGAAAUGCUGUGACAUGAUUCGGCCCAUGAUAUCCCGCACCAUCUUCGUGCAAUUUGCGCUGAUAGGCUCCGUUUUGGGCCUGACCCUGGUGAACGUGUUCUUCUUUUCGAACUUCUGGAAGGGAGUGGCCUCCCUGCUCUUCGUCAUCACCAUCCUGCUGCAGACCUUUCCCUUCUGCUACACCUGCAAUCUGCUUAUAGACGACGCCCAGGAACUGUCCAACACGAUUUUCCAAUCCAACUGGGUGGACGCAGAGCCGCGUUACCGUGCUACCUUGGUCCACUUCAUGCACCAUGUCCAGCAGCCUAUUAUCUUCAUAGCCGGAGGCAUUUUCCCCAUCUCCAUGAACAGCAACAUAAGCGUGGCCAAGUUCGCCUUCAGCAUCAUUACAAUAGUGCGACAAAUGAAUCUGGCCGAGCAGUUCCAGUAG
Drosophila biarmipes is the source of this 1197-nucleotide messenger RNA. RefSeq names its product odorant receptor 59b (gene Or59b). The transcript is spliced from 3 exons. Gene Ontology annotation, biological process: detection of chemical stimulus involved in sensory perception of smell; sensory perception of smell. Gene Ontology annotation, molecular function: olfactory receptor activity; odorant binding. The coding region runs from base 1 to 1197 and encodes 398 amino acids. Gene Ontology annotation, cellular component: plasma membrane. The record is from RefSeq and is a predicted model, not a curated record. NCBI's taxonomy places the organism in Eukaryota, Metazoa, Arthropoda, Insecta, Diptera, Drosophilidae.